CAGACACCUUCAGCUGAGCAAAUAAGGGCUCUAAGUGAGAGGAAAUGGAACCGAUGUGCCUGCUGGUUCCAAGCCGAAAUUGCAGAGUUCCUCCUUCGCAAGCCAAAACAGAACUUAGUCUCAACAGCGGCAACAGGAACAGGAAAAACGUACACUUUUUUCCUUCCUGCCCUCUUCGAAAAGGAUAAACCUGGAGUCUCCUUUGUAAUUGUGCCGCUGAGGAAACUUGCAGAUCAGCACGUGGAGAGUGCCAAGGAUUUGGGGCUCACUGCGAUAGCAUUGGAAGCAAGUACUGUAAAUAAAGAAAUUGCCAUCAGGGACAUGAAAUACCAAUUUGUUGUUCUUGGGCCUGAUCUGCUUCGAGGGAACCUCCUUAGAGCCCUCUGGGUGAAGGAUGACUUUGUCAGUAAAAUCCACCGCAUUAUUGUCGAUGAAGCACACUGUGUGGUCCAGUGGCUCUCAUUCCGAGCUGCAUAUAAGAACUUGGCAUGGCUAUACUCUUACCUCCGAAAUAGAUGUCAAUGGUAUCUCACCUCGGCUACCUUGGACCCUCGGAUGUGCAGAAAAGUAUUAGCAGCCAUUGGGUUGGACCCGUACUACAGCACUCACGAUGGCAAGACAACAAAAUGGAUGCGUCGCUCCAAUGACCGUCCAAAUCUUCACUACUGUGUCCGUCAAAUGCAAUACAGUAGAAAUUCCUGCAAUGACUUGGGGUUCCUCAUCCCACUGGGCUUAAAAGAGUCCGAUCCCCCUCCAGUCCCCUUCCUUGUGUAUUGCGAGUCUCGUGCUGACACCGAGCGUAGUGCCGACUUCCUGAGGUCAAGAGUGUGCGCAUCCCUGAGAGAGAGAAUCGUCUGGGUGCAUUCUGGAAUGUCAGAUGAUCAUAAGUUGAUGGUGGUCAAAUCGUUUAAAGAAGGGAAUCUUAUUGGACUCACAAGUACGGAAUCAUUGGGACUGGGUCAUGAUCUAGCCAAUGUAACUUGUUUGGUUCAAUUUGGGCCACCAGAUAAUUUGAACACGUUAACUCAGCGCUUCGGAAGAGCCGCUCGGAAUCCGGACAUUUCAGCUGUUGUUAUCCUUCUCACGCCCAAAGACUACUUCGAGGGGACGCGUCGCCAGCGAGAGGAGAGGGCCCGAAAGACGGCGGAGAACAAGAAGCGGAAGGCU
This is a messenger RNA of Cantharellus anzutake, 1167 nucleotides long. Its product is annotated as P-loop containing nucleoside triphosphate hydrolase protein. The transcript is spliced from 3 exons. Gene Ontology annotation, biological process: double-strand break repair via homologous recombination. The record is from RefSeq and is a predicted model, not a curated record. Gene Ontology annotation, cellular component: cytoplasm; chromosome. Lineage: Eukaryota; Fungi; Basidiomycota; Agaricomycetes; Cantharellales; Hydnaceae. Gene Ontology annotation, molecular function: ATP binding; nucleic acid binding; four-way junction helicase activity. The annotation marks the transcript as partial.